Molecule: messenger RNA, 1083 nt
Organism: Penicillium griseofulvum
Lineage: Eukaryota; Fungi; Ascomycota; Eurotiomycetes; Eurotiales; Aspergillaceae
Exons: 7
Coding region: 1-1083 (360 amino acids)
Biological process (GO): regulation of DNA-templated transcription
Cellular component (GO): nucleus
Molecular function (GO): DNA-binding transcription factor activity, RNA polymerase II-specific; transcription cis-regulatory region binding
Source: RefSeq, a predicted model, not a curated record
AUGGCCAUGGACCUGGAAUUGCACGAGGCCUUUGAAGAAUUGAUACAGCGACUCGCCCUUCGGAAUGAAGAUAUGGCUUAUGCCUUGCCACAUCAGAUGUUUGCAGAGGAAAGGGCUCUUAUCUGGAACGCUCGGACUUGGUUCGGGCUUUUGGUUCUCGAGCAUAUUUUUCGCGUUGAUGGAGGAAAGCCACCUGGUAUUCGACCUAAAGGUAAUGUCCGCAGAUGUCGGGUAUUACUUAGCCAUCCCUCAUCGACCAUUUUGGAUUUACGGCUACUCUCCCAGGUCGAAUUAAACAUUCUCAGAGCAAAUGUUGGCGACGCUUUAGGAGGAAACACAUCGCUUGAUGGGCAAAGCAUCGCGGACUAUGUUCAUGAUAUGAAGAUUGAACUGGAUCUAUGGUUCGAUGACUGGCUACGUAUUAUCGAAAGUUGUGUUGCCGCCGCCGAAGAGAAGCCAUCUCUAUUAGUCGCUCUCCGAGUACAGAAAUGCUGGGCAGAAAUGAUGCUCAACUGCAAAGCAUUACGAUGCAUGGGCGUCGAGAACGUAGCUGCCAUGUCUACAACGGAAAGAACAAUACUCCUCUCAGCCAAAGCAAGUGCCCGUCGACAUCUCCGCCUUAUCAUUGCCGAUCCAGACUUCUACCUCGCUAAGCUGAGAUACGCAAUGGACUUUGUCUGGGCAAAAUGCGCGUUCUCUUUUCUGUUGCUUCUCAAGUUAUCCCGGCUUAUCCCCGAGCGCGACGAGGAGCAUCAAGAGCUUCUGGAACAAGGUAAUCGACUCGUCGAUGAGCUUAGUAAAGCGGGAGCCAGUGGAACUCAGUCGGGAUCUGGGAAUAUUUAUCUCCAGAUCUUGAAAGUCAGUAUUGAGAAAUAUGGGCGUGCGUUGAUGGAAACACAGCAACCGAACUCGGAUGGCCCUACUGCUACGUCGCCAUUCUGGGAGUUGUUUGAUGCUCAGGCGGAUCUUCAGUGGUUUGUCCCUGAGCAGUUUGUCUCCGAGUGGGACUUUCCAGGGCUUAAUUUGUUUUAUUUCCCUACUGCUUGGCAGGAUUUCUUCGGUGAUUUUUCGUUGGCUAUGUAG